Molecule: messenger RNA, 1224 nt
Organism: Triticum aestivum (bread wheat)
Lineage: Eukaryota; Viridiplantae; Streptophyta; Magnoliopsida; Poales; Poaceae
Product: translation initiation factor IF-2
Exons: 2
Coding region: 378-851 (157 amino acids)
Source: RefSeq, a predicted model, not a curated record
GCCGCAACCACCGCCUCCCUCCCUGGCUCGCGCCGCCGCCGGGCCCCGGCCACAAAUCGCACUGCCUCCCUACCCCGACCUUCAACCGCGCCGCCGCUGCGUCCUCCCUCCCGUGCCGCCACCGCCACCACCCUCCCCACCUCGCCACCAACCGGCGCCCCGCCGCACCCCCGACCCCAACCGGAGACACCGCCUCACCUCCUUCCCGGAUUCCGCGGCAUCGUCCCCCACACGCUGCCGCUGACGACGGGAGCAACCACCGGUGCGGGUUGCUCCACCACCUACUGGCCUUCACCGCUCCCCUCCACCAGCAUCGGCCCCACCCCAGCCAUCGAGCGUCGGCGUCCCCCAUCUCCCUCCACCUUCCUCUGCGCGUGAUGGACGCAUGGCACGGGACCGUGAGCUCACCGGAUUCCUUCCCCCUACAGCCAGCGCCACCACCUACAUCCGGCGCCAUAGUCGUCCAGGUCGUUCACCUUCGCCGCCUCAGGCCAUGCAACUCCGCCCGUGUGAGUGCGCGCCGCACCUCCGCAGCUUCUCCGCUUCGAGAUGGCAGUUUCACAAGCCGCAGCCCAUGCGCCGCCCCCAACCCGCCCCAACCGAUGAUGCCGCUUCUGCCCUGCCCCCAACCGGCAAUGCCGCCGCAGUCCCGCCCCCAAUCGAGCACCGCCCCUGCUCCUUCAGGCGAAGGGCCCUGUCUCGCGUGCCUUGUUCCACUAGCCACCGGCUCCGUCCGCCGUCCUUUCUCUCCUGAACUUCUUCUCCGUCGGCAGGGACGAGCAGGGAGCUGUCAUCCAUGUCGUCCUCAGCCACCAUCAGCUUGGGAAAAACAGUUAAUUGCUGACGCAUAGGUCCAACGCCGAACCAGGCAAAUGUGCGGCUGAAGAAGUUCAAACAAGGGGCGCGGAGCAGCUGGAGGUCAGCAAGCAUGGGGGUGAAGCUAAAAUGGAGCAAACGCAAUCUUUGCGCAGUGGCGCACAAGCCCUGAGCAGCGACCACGCAUGAUGCGAGCAGCUUGAGAAGCAAUAAUACUACUAGAGACGGAAUCUCGAGAUGACUGAAGUCCAACUGUUGCGUUGGACAAGGUCCAUCAAAUUCGUGGUUGACAAAUUCAACCCUCUCAGGUUGUGCCUAUUAUUUUUAAUAUAUCUCAAAGAUGAAUGCAUAUUCCAUUAAAAAAAUGAAUGCAUGUAUUGACGAGAAUACCUCCAGGAAAUUCAAACA